AUGCUGUAUUGUGGCGCGUCUUGUGAAACUGCUACAUUAACAGCAGAUUUAUGGACCUUACGGAAUAACCAAGAUUAUAUUGGGGUUACUUGUCACUGGAUAACUUAUAAUUGGUCUCUCCAGAGCAUAUUAUUAUGUUGUGAAAAAAUAUCAUACCCAUAUACUGCUGAGUCCAUUCUUCAAUUUCUUAUUAGCAAAUAUACAGAAUUUAAUCUUGAAAACAAGAUUAUAUGUGUUUUUACUAAUAAUGGCUUCAACAUACCAUUGUCUGAUUCUCAUCAACAAGAAAGAUUAGAGAAAGUUCAAAUAAGAGUAAUAGAAAGAAAUACAUUAUCAUUUUUUAGCCCAGUUCAUGCUAAAGCUUAUGUUAAAGUUUACCUUGAUAAUAAAGAG
Messenger RNA from Racocetra persica, 393 nucleotides. The record is from the annotation of a GenBank genome assembly. Lineage: Eukaryota; Fungi; Glomeromycota; Glomeromycetes; Diversisporales; Gigasporaceae.